Rotaria sp. Silwood2 is the source of this 1821-nucleotide messenger RNA. The record is from the annotation of a GenBank genome assembly. Lineage: Eukaryota; Metazoa; Rotifera; Eurotatoria; Philodinida; Philodinidae.
AUGUUAUCAAAAUCAUCACGCCUAUGGACAUCUUAUCGAUCGUUAUAUCCAGCAAUAAUUAACUUAUCUUCUCGUCGUUCAUUACAGGCAACAAAAGUUUCAAUUCCUUCAAAAAAAUUAACAAAAAGUUAUUAUUAUCAUGCAUCUGAAGUUCCAUUACUCUAUCAUACAAUUGGUCAACAUUUGGAUAGUUUAGCUUUUGAAUAUCCAGAUCAUCAAUGCUAUAUAUUUAAAGGCGAAGGAAAUAAACGUUAUACAUAUAAAUCAUUUCUUGAUGAAGUUGAUAGUUUAGCUGCAAGUCUUAUUGAACUUGGUUAUGAAAAAAAUGAUCGACUCGGUGUUUGGUUACCGAACACAUCUGAAAAUUGUGCACUUACAUAUGCAGCAUCAAAAGUUGGCAUAAUUAAGGUUAAUAUAAAUCCAGCUUAUAUGGAUCGUGAGUUAGCAUAUUGUUUAAAUAAAGUUGGUUGUAAAGGUUUAGUUAUGAGACCUAAUGUUAAAGUAAUUGAUUGCAUUAAAAUAAUAAAUAAAUUAAUUCCUGAACUUAGUCAAUCGAAAGGUGAAAUAAAUUCUAAAGCUGUACCAACAUUAAAACAUAUUAUAUUAGUACCUGAAGAUAAUAGUAAACCAUUUAGUGUACCACAAAGUAUGCACUCAUAUACUGACUUAAUACGUAAGGGUGCAAACAGAAAACAAGACGAACGACGCAUACGUCAAUCACAAUUGGAUGGUGAUACUCCACUUGCUAUUUUUUAUACUUCAGGCACAACAGGAGAACCUAAAGCAGCUACAUUAACAAAUUAUAAUAUGUUAAAUAAUAAUUUUCAACUUUGCUAUUCAUAUCCAGAAUUAAUGAGUCGUGUUUGUUGUCCUAUACCAACAUUUCAUAUAUUUGGUGAAAUAGCUGGUACAUUAAAUAUAAAUGCACCAAAAUAUUGUGUAGCCUUUCCUUCUAUUCUACCUGAUACUGUUGAAACCAUGCGAACUGUUCAUGAAGAAAAGUGUACAGCAUUAGUUGGUGCACCAAUUAUUUUUCGUGAUAUACUUUCUCAUCCAAAAAGAAAAGAAUUCAAUUUGAGUUCUCUUUUAUUUGCUAUUCUCGGCGCAGCUCCUGUAAAUCCUGCGUUAGUUGAACAACUUGAACGUGAAAUUCCAAUAAAAACAAUUUCACAAGGAUAUGGUCAAACAGAAAAUUCAGCUUCAAUGGCAAUGAGUGUAUUUGCUGAAGAUGAUAAAGAACGAAGAUAUACAUCUGUUGGUAAAGCACUACCUCGAAUUGAAAUGAAAAUAGCAGAUUCUAAAGGACAUAUUUUACCUAUUGGUCAAGAAGGUGAAAUUUGUGCUCGAGGUUUUAAUAUUAUGAAAGGUUAUUAUGGCGAUGAUGAAAAGACACGUGAAACUAUUACAUCUUCUGGAUGGUUAAGAACAGGUGAUUUAGGUGUUAUGGAUGAACAAGGUUUUGUUUAUUAUCGAUCACGUCAAAAAGAAAUGGUUAUUGUUGGUGGUAUUAAUGUAUAUCCAGUUGAAGUAGAAAAUUUUCUUUUAGAACAUCCAAAUAUAGCUGAAGCAUACGUAUUUGGUAUCCCUGAUAAAAGAUAUGGUGAAGUACUUUGUGCAUGGAUCAGAAUAAAACCAGGAACCAAAAUCGAUGAUGUUGAAGAAGUGAGACAAUUCUUAUCGUCUAAAGUGGCAUUUUUUAAAGUACCAAAACAUGUUAAAAUUACUGAAUCAUUUCUUCCGUUUUUAACACCAACAGGAAAAAUACAGAAAUUUAAAUUAACAGAAGUAAUGGCCAAACAAAUGUCGUCAUCAUCAGUGUAG